CACAGCUAAGAAAAUACGAAAAGACAGCUCAACACUUUUCCACUUCUAUUCCCCACUGUCUAUAUAACUCUGAUAAAUAAUCUCUGAUCUCUCCAUCUAAUAUCUCUUUCUCAAUUUCGGUUCCACUUUCCUUUCGUUUGCAAAAACCCAUCCCAUCAAAAAUAAACAAGAGGGCCUAAAGAAGAAUCCUAAAGACUUUACGGGUCUUGUUUAGGAUAAAAGAAAUGCCUGCCGGUGGAUUCGUCGUCGGGGAUGGCCAAAAGGCUUAUCCCGGCAAACUCACUCCCUUUGUUCUCUUCACUUGCGUUGUUGCUGCCAUGGGCGGUCUCAUCUUCGGAUACGAUAUCGGAAUCUCCGGUGGUGUGACGUCUAUGCCGUCUUUCCUCAAGCGAUUCUUCCCGUCGGUGUAUCGGAAACAACAAGAGGACGCGUCAACGAACCAGUACUGUCAGUACGAUAGCCCGACGCUAACGAUGUUCACAUCGUCUCUAUAUCUAGCGGCGCUAAUUUCGUCGCUGGUGGCUUCCACCGUGACAAGAAAGUUCGGACGGCGGCUCUCGAUGCUCUUCGGCGGCAUACUCUUCUGCGCCGGAGCUCUCAUCAAUGGUUUCGCCAAACAUGUUUGGAUGCUCAUCGUCGGUCGUAUCUUGCUUGGUUUCGGUAUCGGUUUCGCUAAUCAGGCUGUGCCACUGUACCUCUCUGAGAUGGCUCCAUACAAAUACAGAGGAGCUUUAAACAUUGGUUUCCAGCUCUCAAUUACAAUCGGAAUCCUCGUCGCCGAAGUGCUAAACUACUUCUUCGCCAAGAUCAAAGGCGGUUGGGGAUGGCGGCUCAGUCUCGGAGGCGCGGUGGUUCCUGCCUUGAUCAUAACCAUCGGCUCCCUCGUCCUCCCUGACACUCCCAAUUCAAUGAUCGAGCGUGGCCAACACGAAGAAGCCAAAACCAAGCUCAGACGAAUCCGUGGUGUCGAUGACGUCAGCCAAGAGUUUGACGAUUUGGUCGCCGCUAGUAAAGAGUCGCAGUCGAUAGAGCACCCGUGGAGAAACCUCCUCCGCCGCAAGUACCGACCACAUCUCACAAUGGCCGUUAUGAUUCCGUUCUUUCAACAGCUAACCGGAAUCAAUGUGAUUAUGUUUUACGCUCCGGUUUUGUUCAACACCAUUGGUUUCACGACCGAUGCUUCUCUCAUGUCCGCUGUGGUCACUGGCUCGGUUAACGUGGCCGCUACGCUUGUUUCUAUCUACGGUGUUGACAGAUGGGGACGUCGGUUUCUCUUUCUUGAAGGUGGUACACAAAUGCUUAUAUGCCAGGCUGUGGUUGCAGCUUGCAUAGGGGCCAAGUUUGGGGUAGACGGGACCCCUGGUGAGCUACCAAAGUGGUAUGCUAUAGUGGUUGUAACGUUCAUUUGCAUCUAUGUGGCGGGUUUUGCGUGGUCGUGGGGCCCACUAGGGUGGUUAGUACCGAGUGAAAUCUUCCCGUUGGAGAUAAGGUCGGCGGCGCAGAGUAUCACCGUGUCCGUGAACAUGAUCUUCACGUUCAUUAUCGCGCAAAUCUUCUUGACGAUGCUUUGUCAUUUGAAGUUUGGGUUAUUCCUUGUUUUCGCCUUUUUCGUGGUGGUGAUGUCGAUCUUUGUAUACAUUUUCUUGCCGGAGACGAAAGGGAUUCCGAUAGAGGAGAUGGGUCAAGUGUGGAGGUCACACUGGUAUUGGUCAAGGUUUGUGGAGGAUGGUGAGUAUGGGAAUGCGCUUGAGAUGGGCAAGAACAGUAACCAAGCUGGAACGAAGCAUGUUUGAUUUAUCAUUGUUUUUAAUGAGAGUUUUAAGAAAGAAAGAAAAAAGAUUUGUAAUUUCUAAUGUCGUAAAGGAAAAAGUGUAUUAGCCUAGAUAUUUAUUGGUGUUUAUAUAAUUCAAUACCACAUGAAGAAAUUAUGCAUAUGAUUCUUCGUUAAUUGUCUGUAAUUGUUAUACUCUUUACUUAAACCAAGUGUUUUCUCUUUGAUUCUUCUUUCGCAGCAUUGUACUCCAAUGAACCACCAACAAUAUAACUAAGUACCACCAACAAAAAUAUAUUUAGACAAAAAUCUAAAAAUGCUGAGAUCAACAAAGAAAAUCCGAGAAGAAGCUAAAAAUGCAGAAAAUGUUAAAUUACAAAGGUUCAUCAUUGGUAGAACGAAAAGAAAGACAAAUUAAGCAGAGAAUAAGCUUUGGUAAUAAUAAACAGCAUAUCCGGUUGAAGGGUCAAAGAGUAAAUCAUAAGAUUUGUCAUGGAGAUCAUAUAUCACCCGAUGUCCCCAGCUAUUUCGACCUUGAAGCAAUAGCUUAUUCCCGUCCAUGAUUGCUAUUGGAGCCAAUGGGUAGCUGAAAGAAAAAAACCAAGAGAUAUUUACUGUGAGAUCUAUGGAACACAAUUUCUUCCAUGUCUUGUUGUUGAAAGUUAAACUUGAUUUUGAAUCAAGUUUAAUUAUUGGAUCAAUUAUCCAAUAA
This is a messenger RNA of Arabidopsis thaliana (thale cress), 2483 nucleotides long. RefSeq names its product sugar transporter 1 (gene STP1). Gene Ontology annotation, biological process: monosaccharide transmembrane transport; transmembrane transport. Gene Ontology annotation, cellular component: membrane; plasma membrane. Lineage: Eukaryota; Viridiplantae; Streptophyta; Magnoliopsida; Brassicales; Brassicaceae. The record is from RefSeq and is marked reviewed. Bases 225 to 1793 code for a protein of 522 amino acids. Gene Ontology annotation, molecular function: monosaccharide transmembrane transporter activity; carbohydrate transmembrane transporter activity; transmembrane transporter activity. The transcript is spliced from 4 exons.